GCCUCUGAGCACUUCAGCUUCUAAUGGUUCUCGGAACAUCAAGAACCGUAAUUCAAAAAGGUGUUGCACCAAAUCGGAUUAUGCGCUUUUGUUCCUCAACUCUGAUCAGUCUUCACAUGAGAAAUAUAACAAAAGAAACAGAGAACAAGUAGAUUAAUAAACAAACUUAUCACUAAAAACGGGGCUUUGAUGUCUUUGUCCAGCAUCAAGGCAUUGUUCCAGUACAGUUUAGGUUUUCAUGAACGAUGCAAAAUUCUUAGCUAUAAGACCACGAUCUGAUUCCCGUCUUUCCGUCAAGCCACAGACCUCAGUUUUUAUCACCCAACGAACAAAUAUCAGUAGAAUAGUCUUCAUAAAACAUUCAUCAAAACGUCUAGCACUACAGAAGCAAUUAUGCAAGAACCGCAACCGCAACAGGUUGACGAGGUGACCGAGAAAUUGGAAGCCCUCACCCUCGGAAAUGAUAGCGGCGAGGCCCGCAAUAAGUCUGAAGUCUCUAACAGCUCAAGUGAGCCCACCCUUCCGCCAAUUCAUAGCAAGUCCACUAUUCCUGGGUACAAUGUACAAGAGCCAACAAUGCAGGGACCGCAACCAAUAGACGUAGAUGAGCUUACCAAACGACUCGAUGAUUUGAGACUAGAACAAGAUCGUGGGGAAGACCGAGGAGAGGAUGCCGACGUUGGUGAUGUGAUCGAAGCUCAAGAAAUCGUAGACCGAAUCCGUGCUCAUCCUCGCCGUAGAAAACUUGGUCAGCGGGUGCAGACCUUAAUGAUGAAGUUUGAGAAUGAUGAAAAAUGAGCUUCGGAGCAUGAGAUGACAAAGCGUUGGCGCCGAGUUAGGUUAAAUGUUCUGUCGCGGACUCAAGCGAGAAAAUUCGCCUUUCAUCCAAGUAUUCCAACAUUAGAUUGAAGUUCCGACUUUAAACAAUACUAUCAUGAAUACAAUCUCUCAAGUGAGAGAUUUACAUCAGGAUAAGUCAUUCGCUUAAAACCCCGCUCAUAAAUCCCUUGGAACUUUUCUUCAUUACAAUAGUAGAUCAGUCUCUUCUUUAAUAAUUAACUAUAUUCUCUUUUA
Botrytis cinerea B05.10 is the source of this 1074-nucleotide messenger RNA. RefSeq lists its product as hypothetical. The coding region runs from base 394 to 798 and encodes 134 amino acids. NCBI's taxonomy places the organism in Eukaryota, Fungi, Ascomycota, Leotiomycetes, Helotiales, Sclerotiniaceae. The transcript has a single exon. The record is from RefSeq and is a predicted model, not a curated record.